CAGAAUAUGAUGUGACAACAAAGGUUUAUAAGGGAGGUAAACAGUACAACUACUGUAUUUAAAGGCUGUUCCGGUUGCUAGUGACAUAUGAAGUCCACAUCUAAACCGGACGAGUUGCCUUAGCACCUGAUAAUCUAAAACAAGAACAGUCUGAUUAAACUGAGAGCGUCUUAUUGCCGAGAUAAUGAGGACACUACUUCGGUGGUAUUCCCGCCACUUGAAAAAGCACCAGGUUGCAGUGAACAUGGUCACAACUGGAGCUGUAUUCUUCUUCGGAGACAUGCUCUCUCAACAGGUAAUAGAAAAGAAGGGAAAGGAUCAUGAACUGGAACGAACUGUUAGAUCUGUUACAGUUGGCUCGUUCUACAUCGCCCCCGUCAUCACAUUUCUCUACAACUUUGUUGACAAGGUAUUUGGUUCGUCACAAACGCCGCUAAAUUCUCUGAAGAAAACAGGUAUUAUAAGUCUACUGAGUCCUAUCACCAGUGCUGGAUACGUCAUCUGCAAUAAUGUCCUCCAAAACAAACCCCUUGACUACACCAUCAAUCAGUUGAAAGACGAUUUACCAACGAUAGUCCUAGUCCAGUACAAGAUCUGGAUACCUACUCACUUUAUCCUCCUGACUGUGGUCCCUCUAAGACACAGAAUGUUUCUCAGUAACUUUGUUGGAGUCCUCUGGACCUGUUAUCUUACUCACGCUUCUAAUACUAUUAGUCACGUGACAAAGGAGGUGGAGGAGGAGGAGAAGGAGGAGUCUUCUGAGUGAAUAACCUGGGUAACCUUGGUAACCUUGGUAACCUUGGUAACCUUGGUAACUUUGUUGGAGUCCUCUGGACCUGCUAUCUUACUCACGCUUCUAACACUAGUAGUCACGUGACACAGGAGGAGGAGGAGGAGGAGAAGGAGGAGUCUUCUGAGUGAAUAACCUUGGUAACCUUGGUAACCUUGGUAACCUUGGUAACCUUGGUAACCUUGGUAACCUUGGUAACCUUGGUAACUUUGUUGGAGUCCUCUGGACCUGCUAUCUUACUCACGCUUCUAACACUAGUAGUCACGUGACACAGGAGGUGGAGAAGGAGGAGUCUUCUGAGUGAAUAAGCGUGGGUGUUGUAACUUACACUUGGAUUAUUUUAUGUUAAAUUAUGAUUUUAUAUCCAGAUUGAAUACUCAUUUCUAUCAAAUUUUAGUUCCGAAUAGUUGUGAUUGAUAAAUGUAUGCUUGAGUGAUUUCAAUUUGUAUUUUAGUUAAUGUAAAAACGUAUAAAAUAGCAGUUGAUUAUGAAACAACUGUGGACAACAUACCAAAGAUGACUUAUGUAUCUUAAAAACAGAUACUUUUAGUAGUUCAUUCUUGUUCACACGUUUAUCGCACGGUUUUUAUUCGGUAGUUUUUAUCAGUUUUCACAGUUCAAGGACUGCGAGUAGCACAACCGGUUAUCUGGGGGGGGGGGGGGGGGGGGUGGGUUUAAUUUGAAAUUCUUGUUAUGGUUUGUUUAAAAUAUAUCUAGCGCUUCAAUAUUGUUGUUAUUCAUAGGUGUAGGAUGAAGUAAUUAACAAUAUUAAUUCUUACUCGAGGA
Bolinopsis microptera is the source of this 1576-nucleotide messenger RNA. Its product is annotated as protein Mpv17-like. Gene Ontology annotation, cellular component: cytoplasm; membrane. NCBI's taxonomy places the organism in Eukaryota, Metazoa, Ctenophora, Tentaculata, Lobata, Bolinopsidae. The transcript has 4 exons. The coding region runs from base 185 to 766 and encodes 193 amino acids. The record is from RefSeq and is a predicted model, not a curated record.